CUUAUCGAUCUCUACUUCAAGAAGAUCCAUCCCAUUCUGCCACUCGUAGAUGAGAAAGAGUUCCGAGAGCAGUAUGACUCUGGAAAUGUUUGGGAACCUUUGGCACACGCCAUGUGCUUGGUCGCUGCAAAGGACCCUGACGCAGCGGUCCAUCUCAAGAUCCACCUGUCUCCAUCGACUCUCCCGCCACGAGAGUUCUGCAGUCGGUUGUAUGCGUCUGUGUUAGGCUAUCUGAAGGCCCCUUGUCAAUAUGACAAAGUCACGCUGAUCCGUAUAUUUGCGCUUGCUUCGCUCCACAGUGAAGGACAAGAUGGUGCAGCAGAGUCGUCGAUGCUGCUGUCUCAAGCAAUGCACCACGCUCAGACACUUGGCAUACACCUUGGACAGCAGUCAAGUAACCGGCUAGAAACCGGCUUACCGGCGAAGCGGCUCUUCUGGUGCCUGUGGGUGCUCGACCGUAUUAAUGGCUGCAUCGAUACCCGGCCCGUUAUCAUGAGCGACAUCGAUAUAGCCAUCGACGGCUUCGCGCCUGGAGAGAGCGGCUAUCCGGCAUUCGAGGCCUGGAUCCGUAUUACUGAAUUGCUCAACAAGAUCUUAUCGUUCUACCGCCCGCACGUCUCGCUGGACAACACGGGCUGGGAGGAUGAAUAUCCUGGUCUGGAGGAGAUAUUCGACGAGACUGCAGCGUGGCAACUGCCAUCAAGCAUUCUCGUAACGUUGCAUCUGUACUAUCUGACCGUCGCCGUGCUCUCCCAUCGUUCCCGCGGCGUCAAGCAGGUACCUCGUGCGACUUACUCGGCGGUAAGGCAAAGGCUAUGCGCUGGCGAGAUCAUCCGAGUGAUGGAGUCGGACUACGCCAAAGAAGUGCAUGCACUGCCUUUCAUUCCCUACUCGGUAUCACUUGCCCUGUCAGUCUCCUACCAGCACCUGCGGCAAUCACAGCUUCAGCAUCAGCAGGAAGACGCGUGCGUGGAGUUCCGUAAGUGCACCAAGAUAUUGCAGAACCUGCGGCGAGUCUGGGGCUCAGCAGACACCAUGGCCGCUCUUGCUAGCAAGGUGCAGCGGCAGAUCGAGAAGGCG
Messenger RNA from Baudoinia panamericana UAMH 10762, 1080 nucleotides. RefSeq lists its product as uncharacterized. The annotation marks the transcript as partial. Gene Ontology annotation, molecular function: zinc ion binding; DNA binding. The transcript has a single exon. Lineage: Eukaryota; Fungi; Ascomycota; Dothideomycetes; Mycosphaerellales; Teratosphaeriaceae. Gene Ontology annotation, biological process: DNA-templated transcription. The record is from RefSeq and is a predicted model, not a curated record.